CAUAUCAAAGUGAACUUGGAUUCGAGAAGAAAAUAGGGAACGUCAUGUCCAACAUUGUAAUCAUCAUUGCCUCUGCUCUGCUUGCAGUCAUUGGAUCAACAACUGCCCUGCAUUGGUCAUAUUAUCAUCAACCUCACCACCCAACUUAUUAUUGCAAUGGCCAACCGUACUAUGGUGAGAAUAACAUUUGCUGCGGUACGCAAGUAGGCUCUACACUUGGUUUGAAGUAUCCUGCUUGUUGUGGAGAUGCAGUAUUUGACAGAGAUGCUAAAGUAUGUUGCAGCGGUGCACUCAUUGCUAAAUCACAAACUGUAAAUGGAUGUUGCAAUGCGGUAGGUAUAGAUAUAUCCACUCAAGAGUGUUGUAUUAAUGGACCUCUUCCCAGAGUGAAUAAUGUAUGUUGUGGUGGAGCAGCCAUGGCAAGAGUAUCAAUAUAUGAUGUUUGUUGCGGUACAGCUAGAAUGAAUAAGGCUACGCAACUUUGCUGUAAUGGUGCUAUAAAAACAAUUUCUGAUACUUUUCCAACAGGAAGUAAUCUUAUACCAAACACGUAUGCUUGUUGUGGAACUUCAAUCUUCGACACGCGUACUAACAACUGUUUCAACAAACAAGUAUAUUCACGACCGAAUCUUCUCCCAUGGUGGCAGACAAGUCAUCAUCAUCACCACUGAUUUCACUGAUUGGUAAUUGAUAUGAAAAAAUAAACUUUUGAAGCAUGUAAGAAUAAA
Octopus bimaculoides (California two-spot octopus) is the source of this 728-nucleotide messenger RNA. Its product is annotated as galaxin. The record is from RefSeq and is a predicted model, not a curated record. Lineage: Eukaryota; Metazoa; Mollusca; Cephalopoda; Octopoda; Octopodidae.